Molecule: messenger RNA, 3464 nt
Organism: Elaeis guineensis (African oil palm)
Lineage: Eukaryota; Viridiplantae; Streptophyta; Magnoliopsida; Arecales; Arecaceae
Source: RefSeq, a predicted model, not a curated record
UCCUCCUCCCCUGGGGUUUUUGAUCACAGAGAGAGAGAGAGAGAAGAAAAGGGGCCGCAGCCUCCCUUGCCUUCGCUCCUGCGUAUAACCUCCGAAGAAGAACAAGUCCUCCAUCAGAGGAGAAGUUGAUUUCUAUCGAGAUUAUCAGAGAUAGUUUGAGAAAUCGAGGAAAGCUUCGAUUUCUCUUCGCCCUUUUCCUGCCUCGGCCCCGUGUUUCCCCUCAAAUCUUUCCUCCAAAGCUUUUACUUUUGGUAGAAUUCGAAGCUUUGGAUCUUCUUCUCGAAUUCUCGAUCCUAUCUGUCCCAUUCUUCCUUCCCCUUUUCCCCUAUCCGCUCUCCUCCCGGGGAACCCAAAAAAGUCCCCUUUUCCGAAUCUUUUUCGGAUUAGGGUUCCUCUCCUUUGUCCCGUUCGGCCUUGGCGUCGGACUCCUUGGGGUUCGGCCUUUUAGAUCGGAAAGCUUCGACUUUGGGAUCGGCGGACCAGUCUAUUGGGGCUUCUGGAGUGUUCUGGAGAUCGGGUUAUGGAUUCUGGUCCUUUGGAUCUUUGUUGUUGCUGGGGUUUCCGUUUCGCUUGUCGGGUCUCUCUUUUCUGUUGAAAAAAAGGCUCUUUUUUGUCUCUAGUUUUUGCUCCCGAAACCUGGAACUCUUCAUGGUUUAGGAUAUGGAAGAAGACUGCACUUUAAAGAUCAUCUCGGUGCUGUUCCAAUUUCGGUAUAGUUGCUUUAAGUGAUCGUUUUCCUGCAUGUGUUUUGGUGUUUCGGUUGGUUGGUGAUACCAUUCUCGCAAACGUGAUCUUGGUUUUUUGCUCGGGGUGGUGCGUUGACGACCACUUAGAUUUUUUUUGACACUCCCUUUGGAUUCUGAAAGUGUGGUUUGAGAGUAGGAGGUCAAAAUUUUGCUUUACUGGUAUAGUCAGUUUAUUUGUAGAUUGAUUUCUCUCCAUUUGGAGGCUCCUUGGGUUGUCAAUUGUCUCUUUGGGGUGACGGGUUGUGACGAGGUCAAUGGUGAGGCUUUGAAGCUGGAAAUGAGUUUGGGGACAUGGUGCAUGGACAAGAGCAUGGCCAGCGGUCGGUUCCCUUAUUGGAACAGCUGCACUGGAAACUAAGACUUGUAGCUGAUCCAGGGUCUCCGUGCAAUGUCUCGCUGCUUCCCAUUUCCACCACCAGGAUAUGAAAAGAAGCUGAGGAGUGACAACGUAGAUUUACUACCCAAGGAGAAGCACAAAGAGAAGAAGCAUAAAAAGGAGAAGAGGGACAAAGAAAAUAGAGAAGGUAAAGAGAAAAAGGACAAAGACAGAAGUAAAGAUAAACACAGAGAGAAGAAAGAUCGAAAAGAAAAGCACAAAGAUAAGAAAAAGGACAAAGAUAAGGACAAAAGCAGGCAAUCAGAGAAUCGAGGAACUGAAGAACAGUUCGAGGGUCACCAUGAAGACAUAUUUGGGGAAUGCAGCCAGAAGGCUGGGGAACUUGAAAAUUAUAAAUUUACAGAGGAGUUGGCCAGGAGGAUCAAGGAUGAGGAAAAGGGAGCUGCAAAUAGUAGGGUUGAAGACUUCACCAGUUCAAUACAAAGAACCAAUGAAAAAUCGAAUGCUGCCACUGUGGUGGAGAAGAAAAGAGUUACAGGUAAUGAAAUGGUUUCAAAUUCCAUUGUUACAAUGCAAAGGAGAAAUGAUGGGAUGGGACAUCCACAGAAUAACUUUGCCAGUCAACUUCAGAGAAGAAUUGAGGGUAUUGGCUCUGGAACUGCAAUGCAGAAGGAAAGAUGUACAAAUAAUGAAGUGGUUCCAAACAGCAUUAGUUCAGGGCAAAGAGGAAACAAUGGAAUGGUCCGACCAGCAGAAAAUUCCCCAAAUUCUAGUCAAAGAAGAUAUGAGGGUCCAUACAUUGCGACUGCAUCAGAGAAGGAAAGAGGCACGAGUAACAAAAUCUUCUCAAAAUCCAGUGUUACAGUGCAAAGGGCACAUGAUGGGAUGGGCCGACCAGCAGAUAGUCUUUCUGGUUUAUCCGGUUCUGUUCAAAGAAAAAUUAAUGGCAUGGGCCUUGCAACUGCAAUGGACGAGGAAGGAGGAAAAGGUAAUGAAAUCAUUCCUAACCACAUUAUUGCAGAGCAAGGAAGAAGUGAUGGGAUUGGAAAACCGGUGGCAAAGAAUGCAGAUAAAAAGAUUGAAGGGAAGGAGAAGACCAAAGAGAGGGGAGUGUAUGAUGAAAAGAAAGAAAAACACGAGGACCAAAACCAGGAUGAGAAGAACAAAGGAAAGGAUCAAGACCGACACCAUGAGAAGGAAAAGGAGAAGGAAAAGAUAAGAGAGAAAGGUGAGCACAAGCAUAAAGAACAACAUAAACGAAGAGACAGUGGAAAAAAGGAUCAGAUAGAUAGUUUAAAUAUAAAGCCCUUAGCCCCUCAAAAAGACAAUGAGAAGAGAUCAGGUACUGAUGAUAAUACCAAGAAGAGGAAAGACUUUGAGAUGAAUGGUUUUUUGCCUGAGAAUGAUGUGCGGCCUAACAAGGUUUCAAGAGCAGCACCUUCUUCUCACCUCCCUGUGGAGAAUGGCAGAACACUGGGGUUAUCUCCUGUUGCUGCACCUUGUUCUUCCAUUAAGCCUGGAGUCAAAAAUAAUACCAUGGCGGAAAGAGUCCUAGAAAUUAAGGAUCAGAAGAUAAAUGGCAUUACAGAAGCAAAGACACCUUCGGCUGGCUUGAGCCUAGUUCCUACAGGAACUAGCAAGAAGGCCAAAGCUCCCUUGAAACCUGCUCACCCUGAUUCUAAGUAUCUUAGCCAGAUAUAUUCUCUUCCCAAAAUGGAAGAAUGGCCUGAUUCUGAUGAUCAAGAGUGGCUUUUCAGCAGUGAUCACGGCCGGCCAAAUCCUAAAAUGAAGUUUGAGGCUCAUGAAACACCCCAGGUGUGGGCCCAGGCAUUACGGAUCGAGCCAGCGGAUGUUAUUGCUUUGCCAUAUGUCAUUCCUUUCUGAUACUAGAUUUUCUAUUUAUACUUGAAUGCUGAUCCCUGAAAUCUCAUUGAAGGUAUGGCAGCAUGGCAGUGUAGAUGCCUGUUUUUCUUGCUGCCUUUUUACACUAAUCCUGUUUUACCAGGCAUCAUCAUGGACUUCUUGCCUUCAGGUGAAACUGUCACCACUCAUUGCAUGCUCCCAUCAAAUGGGCUUGGAUAUAUCAACAUCUCGUUGUCCAUACCAAUUACAGGAGUCCUUUCAGAUAGAAACUUCAUGUAAUGCAAUAUCCGAAAUCCAUAUCAGUGAACUGAGAUGUUGAUAGGCCUUGCUAGUUUUCGUUUUUCUCAAGAAUCUGAGUUCGUAUUGGGAGAAGUAGGGGGAAGCAGGGAGCGGGCUUGUUGUUGGACCACACAAUUUUGAUUUGUAUCAUGUAAAUCUCUUCAUAAUUAGAAAUGUAAAAUAGAGGGGCGAAAAAGAAAGAAGUAAAUGAAAGAGGCUAUUGUCAUUCCUUCAUUCUG